AUGCGGAAAGCUAAGAGGAGCGGUGAUCAUCUCACUAGAAGCUUUCUUAAGAGCAGAAGAGCUUCCAAAAAUGAAUCAUUGGUCUCAGGUUGCUUCAUUGGGGACUCUGAUCAAGGUGUUCGGUCUGGGCUCAGUGAUAGGCUAAUAUCAUACAUGUCUAAAAGCGUCGUCUCUAUUACUUUGUACAAUGAAGGCACAAUCCUAUUUUCAUGCUCGGGCAUAGCUAUGGAACGCAAGGGGUGCCACCUUACAAGGUUUCUGACUUCUGCAAGUUUGGUUAGAGCUCUGAAUGGUACAAAUGAAGACCAUGAUGACUUGAAGAUUGAAGUGCGCCAUGAAGGCAAUGAAGUGUAUAUGGGGGUGAUGGCUGAAUAUGAUUUAGAUCGCAACUUUGCUGUUGUCAAUGUCGAUGCGUUCCUUGAUGUUCAGGUUCAAUCUUUCCAACAUGCACCGCGAAUUCUCCCCCAUGGUGAGAAAUUAGUAGUUAUGGGGCGUGACGUCAAUGGUGAAAUAAUGACCAAGAAUGUGGAAUCGGAUGGUGAUUUAAAGGUAUCUGAUGAUGAUGAAGAUCUUGAUUGUAAAAUCUCAGAGGCUUGGGAAGGUGGGCCACUUCUUUCUGUUGGUGGGAAGGUUGUUGGCAUGAACCUUUUUCUGACUACUAGAAGAGCCGUUUUCCUACCAUGUGGCACAAUUCUCAAGCAUCUGGAGCAUUACUGGACGUCCCAGCAAAAGAAGACUGGUCUUGCACGGUUUGGAGCAAGACCAAUAGCUGAGAAAUCUAACAGCCAUCCAGAAGUAUAUGUAGAAUUGCUCAACCAGGAGCAGUUCGAUCUAGAUUCCAUGGGUUACCCGAAGUUACCGUCCUCCAUGUUAGGAGCUGGCAUGAUUUUGGUUAAUACUUUUGAAGAGACUUUUGGCGACAUACAUGGUGAAGGUGUCUGGAGAAAAUUUAGUAAAAGAGCUUCUAACAUAAAUCACAAUGUUGUCGCACUGGCUUCAUUCAGUGGAGAAAAAAGGGUUUUUGCAUGCACGGGUUUCUUUAUUGAAUGGAAUGGAUCUAGGAUAAUUUUGACAUCAGCAAGCUUGGUUAGAAAUUCUGGUGAUGAGAACAAGAUUGUUGAAAACUUGAGGAUUGAAGUGUUGCUUAAUAACAGCCAAUGCAUAGAAGGGACACUACAGCAUUAUAGUCUGCAUUACAACGUCGCUCUAGUUACUGUCAAGGAUUACCCUGCCAUUCGUCCAUUAAAUACUCUGCUUCGUUGGGACAAGGCUUUUAAAGUAGCAGCUGUAGGGCGGUGCUUCAAAUCAGGUGUGUUAAUGGCUACUAGUGGGGAUCUGGUUUCCUGGACAGGCACACUUGAUUGCAAUUUCCUCUCAACUUCCACGUGUAAAAUCACUAAGGCUGGGAUUGGAGGCCCUCUUGUCAGUCUUGAUGGGGAUGUUAUUGGCAUGAACUUCUAUGAUAAGAGAAUAGGAACCCCGUUCCUGUUUUUGGAGGAGAUUUUCAAAAUUCUAGCAUUGUUUGAGACAAAAAGUAAACUUGGUGAAGCUGGCAAUGAUAGUGAUCCCUCUGGCACGCCUUUCUUGAAAAUGGAUGAAGAUGACAACAAUAAGUUGAACAGGUGGCCUGUGCCCAUGCCGUGCUGGCGCAAUCCUGACUACGUGGAUGAGGAUAAGUCUGAUGAUGAUGAUGUCUUUGAUCCCAAAUCUGGCCGCACACUGAGAUACGGUUACUUCAAGGGAAAGAAAGUCAUGCUCUUUUAG
Triticum turgidum subsp. durum (durum wheat) is the source of this 1764-nucleotide messenger RNA. The record is from the annotation of a GenBank genome assembly. NCBI's taxonomy places the organism in Eukaryota, Viridiplantae, Streptophyta, Magnoliopsida, Poales, Poaceae.